AUGGCCAUCACCAAGGUUCACGCGCGGUCCGUAUACGACUCUCGUGGUAACCCCACCGUCGAGGUUGACGUCGUUACCGAGACUGGCCUGCACCGAGCUAUCGUUCCCUCCGGAGCUUCUACCGGUCAGCACGAAGCCUGUGAGCUUCGAGAUAAUGACAAGUCCAAGUGGGGCGGCAAGGGCGUUAGCAAGGCUGUUGAGAAUGUUAACACGAUUAUUGGCCCUGCCCUGAUCAAGGAAGGCAUUGAUGUCAAGGACCAGUCGAAGGUCGACUCUUUUCUCAAUGACCUUGAUGGCACUGACAACAAGACUAAGCUCGGCGCCAAUGCCAUCCUUGGUGUCAGUCUGGCUAUUGCCAAGGCUGGUGCUGCUGAGAAGGGUGUUCCCUUGUACGCUCAUAUUUCCGAUCUGGCCGGAACCAAGAAGCCUUAUGUUCUUCCCGUUCCCUUCAUGAACGUUCUCAACGGCGGCUCUCACGCUGGCGGCCGUCUUGCUUUCCAGGAGUUCAUGAUUGUCCCCUCUGAUGCUCCCACUUUCUCCGAGGCCAUGCGCCAGGGUGCUGAGGUAUACCAGAAGCUCAAGUCUCUGGCCAAGAAGAAGUAUGGCCAGUCCGCAGGCAACGUGGGUGAUGAGGGCGGUGUUGCUCCCGAUAUUCAGACCGCUGAUGAGGCCCUUGAGCUCAUCACCGACGCCAUCGAGCAGGCAGGCUAUGCUGGCAAGAUGAAUAUUGCCAUGGAUGUUGCGUCAAGCGAGUUCUACAAGACAGACGCAAAGAAGUAUGACCUUGACUUCAAGAACCCUGAUAGCGACCCAAAGAAGUGGAUCACCUAUGAGGAACUCGCUGCCAUGUACUCAGAUCUCUGCAAGAAGUACCCCAUUGUCAGCAUUGAGGACCCCUUCGCUGAGGAUGAUUGGGAGGCUUGGAGCUAUUUCUACAAGACCCAGGAUAUUCAGAUUGUCGGUGAUGAUCUGACUGUCACCAACCCCCUCCGCAUCAAGAAGGCUAUCGAGCUUAAGGCCUGCAACGCUUUGCUCCUCAAGGUCAACCAGAUUGGUACCCUGACUGAGUCUAUUCAGGCAGCCAAGGACUCCUACGCUGACGGCUGGGGGGUCAUGGUUUCCCAUCGAUCCGGUGAGACAGAAGAUGUCACCAUUGCCGACAUCGUCGUGGGUAUCCGAUCUGGCGAGAUCAAGACUGGUGCCCCAUGCCGCUCUGAGCGUCUGGCUAAACUCAACCAGAUUCUCCGAAUCGAGGAGGAGCUCGGAGAUCAAGCCAUCUAUGCCGGUGCUAACUUCCGCAAGUCGGUUAACCUCUAA
Molecule: messenger RNA, 1317 nt
Organism: Metarhizium robertsii ARSEF 23
Lineage: Eukaryota; Fungi; Ascomycota; Sordariomycetes; Hypocreales; Clavicipitaceae
Product: phosphopyruvate hydratase
Exons: 5
Coding region: 1-1317 (438 amino acids)
Biological process (GO): glycolytic process
Cellular component (GO): phosphopyruvate hydratase complex
Molecular function (GO): phosphopyruvate hydratase activity; magnesium ion binding
Source: RefSeq, a predicted model, not a curated record